Molecule: messenger RNA, 1550 nt
Organism: Daldinia decipiens
Lineage: Eukaryota; Fungi; Ascomycota; Sordariomycetes; Xylariales; Hypoxylaceae
Product: galactose mutarotase-like protein
Exons: 5
Coding region: 241-1386 (381 amino acids)
Biological process (GO): beta-D-galactose catabolic process via UDP-galactose, Leloir pathway; glucose metabolic process
Molecular function (GO): aldose 1-epimerase activity; carbohydrate binding
Source: RefSeq, a predicted model, not a curated record
GCGUUAGUCAGUAUGCUGCUCUGCCCCCGCGGAUAACUAUUUAAGGGAAUGUUGGGAGGGAGGGGCUAUAUCGGAAUACUAGGUUGUGGUAGUAAUAAGCCAAGUGUUCCUCGAGGCUUGUCUUGUGUGUCUGUGUCUGUGUCUGUGCCUGUGCUUAUUGUCCACUCCGUUUCUCCUACUUCGAAACUGAGCUUGUGAUACAUACUUUCCAAACUCGUUCGACGGGAACCAAUUGAAAAGAUGCGGUGCUCUAUACUAGCCCUGCCAGUCUUGGCGGUAGCGACAUCUGCAGUUGCUCAAGCUCCGAACCCUGGGAAGGAUGGGAAGUACACGAUAUCAUCGUCGGGAAUAAAAGCGCAGUUCAUUCCGUAUGGAGCUACGCUCACCAACCUCUUCGUCAAAGAUAAGAAUGGAGAAGAUGUCGACGUGGUGCUCGGAUACGAGGACAUAGAAUAUUAUCCCAAGGACCCAGGACAUCCAGUGUAUAACAGUAUCCCUGGCCGUUAUGUCAAUCGCAUUGGGAAGGGCAAGUACACGAUCGACAACACAACAUACACCACUCAGAUAAACGACGGGACCAACACGUUACAUAGCGGCACGAACAACUGGUCGUACCGCGUGUGGAACGUAACCGAUGCCACCGAGGACUCCAUCACCUUCACCGUCAAGGAUGCGUCGAACUCGUCCCAAGGAAUGCUGGGUCUUGUCCACGGCCAAGUGACGUACAGCGUCAGAGGGGGCACAUGGAAGAUCAAGAUGGAGGCAACGUCGCCCGAGGCUAGGACUCCGCUCAUGCUGACCCAUCACACCUACUUCAACUUGGACGCCUUCAAGAAUCCAGACACGGACCAGAUUUGGAACCACACUCUGUACUUACCGUACUCGAAACGGUACUUGGUCGCGGACGACGGCGCCUUGCCUACGGGUAAGAUUGGAACUGCGGAGCCUAACAGCAUCAACGAUUUCUCCAGCCAUCCCGGCCUAUUCCUGGGCCAUGCGCGAGGCGACCCUAAGUUUGCUGGGAACUGCGGCGGCGGCGGCGCUUGUGAGGGCUAUAACGGCUACUUUCUGAUCGACGGUGCGCCCAAAGAUGCUGUUGUCGUCAGUUUGGCCAGCGCCUUUUCUGGCAUCACUGCCGAUCUACGCACCGACCAGCCUGGAAUCGUGCUUUAUUCAUGCAAUUGGAUGGAUGGGACUGCCGACUUAAAGAGUACGCAAGGUACCGAGACCGUCAAGAAGGUGGGAAGGAGUUCUUGUGUCGCCAUCGAGGCUCAAGAUUAUGUGGAUGGCAUUAAUCACCCUGAAUGGGGACGAGCCGAAAAGCAGAUUACCGGACCAGGCCAGAAAUACUCAUGGGAGAGUUCAUGGACGUUUGGAACCCUUUGAAUGAGAUUCGGCAAGGGGUGGCAGAACUCCUAACAUCCAACCUCGAGGGAGGAUGUAAGUGGGGGAAUUCAUUCGUACAUACGUCUCGUCGGUAGUGCCCGUCAUGAAGAAACUAUACGGGCCCUGAAUUGUACAUAGUAACGAGGGUUUCAAGAAAUGCUAGC